This is a messenger RNA of Bombina bombina (fire-bellied toad), 3924 nucleotides long. It is a transcript of the gene WDR47, whose product is annotated as WD repeat domain 47. The transcript has 15 exons. Gene Ontology annotation, molecular function: protein binding. NCBI's taxonomy places the organism in Eukaryota, Metazoa, Chordata, Amphibia, Anura, Bombinatoridae. The record is from RefSeq and is a predicted model, not a curated record. Bases 308 to 3055 code for a protein of 915 amino acids.
UUUAGGUACCCAGACAGCGACACCCGGAGCCCCGGGACUGUGAGGUUCAGAGAGGCGGCGGCCCCGGGAGAUGAUGCGAGAUUACUGGGUACCGAGACAGUGAGAGACGAAUAGUGGCACAUACGGAUACUGGAGUCGGGAGAGACAAUAAUACACCCGGGCACCUAGUGACGCCCAGUGCCUGAGAAAGGAGAACACCCGGGUAUCAGUGUGAGGGGCACAGCUGAGGUGCCAACCAGAGCCCGGGGACACGGAGCCGGCAACACGGCCAGAGCCAGCUGGGGGAGAGGACAGCCAGGCCAUCAAAAUGACAGCAGAGGAGACGGUUAACAUCAAAGAGGUCGAGAUCACCAAGUUGAUUCUGGAUUUCCUAAAUGCCAAGAAGCUGCACAUCAGCAUGCUGGCCCUGGAGAAGGAGAGCGGGGUGAUUAACGGCCUGUACUCUGAUGACAUGCUGUUUCUCAGGCAGCUGAUCCUCGACGGGCAGUGGGAUGAGGUCCUUCAGUUUAUCCAGCCCCUGGAGUGCAUGGAAAAGUUUGACAAGAAAAGGUUUCGGUAUAUUAUCCUGAAACAGAAGUUUUUGGAAGCUCUGUGCGUGAACAAUGCAAUGUCAGCAGAAGAUGAGCCGCAGCACCUGGAGUUCACAAUGCAGGAAGCAGUGAAAUGCCUUCACACCCUGGAGGAAUACUGCCCCACUAAGGAUGACUACAGCAAGCUGUGCCUGCUGCUCACCCUGCCACGGCUCACCAAUCAUGCCGAGUUCAAGGACUGGAACCCUAGCACAGCCAGAGUGCAUUGCUUUGAUGAAGCCUGUGUCAUGGUGGCAGAAUUCAUUCCGGCCGACCGCAAACUGAGCGAGGCCGGCUUUAAAGCCAGUAACAACCGCUUGUUCCAGCUGAUCAUGAAGGGUCUGCUGUAUGAGUGCUGUGUGGAGUUCUGCCAGAGCAAAGCCACGGGGGAGGAGAUUACAGAGAGUGAGGUGCUGCUGGGGAUAGACAUGCUUUGUGGUAAUGGUUGUGACGACCUGGACCUGAGUCUUCUGUCCUGGCUGCAGAACCUGCCCCCCAGCGUGUUCUCCUGUGCUUUUGAGCAGAAGACUCUAAACAUCCAUGUGGAUAAGCUGAUGAAACCCAAUAAGGCGGCUUAUGCCGACCUUCUCACUCCACUAAUCAGCAAGCUUUCCCCGUAUCCCUCUUCUCCCAUGCGGCGCCCACAAUCUGCAGAUGCCUACAUGUCACGCUCCCUCAACCCAGCGCUGGAUGGUCUGACAUAUGGUCUGAGCAGCCACGACAAGAGAGCCACAGAUACCGGUGGUAAAGCUUCUACCAUGUCCCAUUCCUUCGCUAAUUUCCAUUAUCCCGGAGUGCAGAACCUCAGCCGCAGCCUGAUGCUGGAGAGCUCAGAUUGCCACAGUAUCUAUGAAGAGUCCUCUGAGAGGAGUGAUACGCCCCAGGAAAGAGACCUCCCAAACAGCAGUGAGACACUCUGCUUAAACCCAGAGAGUGAUUCACAGACAGAGGCGCCAAACGACGAGCCGUGCAAACCAGAGAGGAACCAGAUGCGGGAUUCCACGGAGCAGUUUGAGGAGUAUUACAGACAGAAGCUGCGGUACCAGCAGCACCUGGAGCAGAAGGAGCAGCAGAGGCAGCUGUACCAGCAGAUGUUAGUAGAGGGCGGUGUGAAUCAGACCGAGGAGGCAGAGCAACCGCAGAACCUCACUGAGCAGUUCCUGAACAGGUCCAUCAUUAAGCUGGAAGAACUGAACGUGGGGAUUGAUCCACUUGGUGAUGAAGCCCAGAUAAAAAGCAAACCACACAAUGGUCCCAAAGAUGGCAGCACCCCCAUCACUAAUGGCCACACACCUCCAGGUGCAGCUUCAUUCCAUAGGGGCAGCCACCCACCUGAUGGCCAGAGCAUAAAUACCAGCACCCCAAGGAAACGGGUAGUCACCAACCCCAUUCCUGUACCUGAGGAGUCUCCAGUGUACGGAAGUAUAAAUAAUAAAGACCAGCCGCACCUUGAAGAAACCGCUGGCAUUGGGGCCAGGAAAAGUUCAGAGCUGGAUGGUAAACAAAAGCAGCAGUUUGUCUGUCUCAACACCCUGGAAGACACACAAGCAGUGCGGGCCGUCGCUUUCCACCCCAGUGGGUCACUUUAUGCGGUAGGGUCCAACUCUAAGACGCUGAGGGUGUGUGCCUACCCAGAUGUGCUAGACACGAGUUUGGCGCACAGUCCCAUGCAGCCAGUUGUUCGGUUUAAGAGGAAUAAACACCACAAAGGGUCCAUUUACUGCGUGGCCUGGAGUCCGUGUGGGCAGCUGUUGGCCACUGGUUCUAAUGACAAGUAUGUCAAAGUCCUGCCCUUCAAUGCAGAAACCUGCAAUGCAACAGGUCCAGACCUGGAGUUCAGUAUGCAUGACGGUACUAUACGAGACUUGGCGUUUAUGGAAGGCCCAGAGAGUGGGGGUGCAAUAUUAAUCAGUGCAGGAGCUGGAGACUGUAACAUUUACACCACAGAUUGCCAACGUGGCCAAGGACUACACGCUCUAAGUGGGCACACAGGUCAUAUACUGGCACUUUACACAUGGAGCGGUUGGAUGAUCGCCUCAGGGUCACAGGACAAGACCGUGCGGUUUUGGGAUCUGAGAGUGCCCAGCUGUGUGCGGGUGAUUGGAACAACUUUCCACGGAACUGGCAGCCCAGUUGCUUCAGUAGCUGUAGACCCCAGUGGGCGGCUUCUAUCAACAGGACAAGAGGACUCCAGUUGUAUGCUGUACGAUAUCCGUGGAGGGCGCAUGGUGCAGAGUUAUCACCCUCACUCCAGCGACGUUCGCUCUGUCCGCUUCUCCCCUGGGGCUCAUUAUCUUCUCACAGGAUCUUAUGACAUGAAGGUCAAAGUUACCGACUUGCAAGGUGACCUCACCAAACAGCUGCCAAUCAUUGACGUGGGGGAGCACAAGGACAAAGUGAUCCAGUGCCGGUGGCACACACAGGACCUCUCCUUCCUCUCUUCCUCAGCUGACAGAACAGUUUCUCUGUGGACUUACAAUGUUUAAGUGGAGACUAUACAUCAUGCAGCGGUUAUGUUUGCAUUACCUGUCCAGUUCCUUUGGCCGUGGCAUUGCGGUUUAAUAACUCUGCUGCCAGGGAGGUCUGUGGGGUGUCAUCUGCUGCCCAAGGAAUCGGGGCAAGAAGCAGCUGCUGAUGGGAUUAUUGCGGUUUGUUUAGGACCUCACCAGUCUUCAAGCAGAAGGAUGAUUGGCUAUUGCUAGGGUAACGAGGUUCAGUAGCCAAAGCUUUUAGUGCUCACACAGCCUGUAACUUAUUUGUAUCAUCUGAUUUUAUUUCAAGUCGACUCCCUUCUGUCAUAUCUCUUCAUAUUUCAUAAGGUUUGUAUUUUAAACUCUUGGUUGCUGGACAUAACCUGAAACCAUUAGGGUCCCACACAUAGUUGCAUUGAAUAAGCCGUGUCUGAAUAACUCAGCAAUAGAGAUUGUUAUAAUGUCUUUAUCAUCUGAGCACACUGACAGGCUAAGGCCUCAGCUGCAGGAUACACGGCCCUAAAUCCGUAUGCAAUUCCUGUUCUUUCAUACAAAAUGUAUUUCUGUCCUUUUGGGCCCCGAGUCGAACUGUACGUUCCUGCUUUAUGACCCCCUGGCAGCAAAGUGAUUAAUGUUACCCAGAGGCUAAACACAUCAAUUACUGGAAGACGAAGCUUUGUCGUUUGUGCAUCUAACAAACAACCCUGGUUAUUUUGCUCUUUUGUAUCCAUGAGCACUACACUGCGCCCAAUUGUACGUGUGCACGACAGAGGAUAUUUACCGUACAGACUGGCGUUUUAUCAUUUGGUAUCCAUGGUCCUAUGCUCUGCGCACUUGCUGAUUAUAGUGUUAUUUGUAUAUAUAUUUUUUUUUCUUAUUUUAAA